This is a messenger RNA of Racocetra fulgida, 282 nucleotides long. NCBI's taxonomy places the organism in Eukaryota, Fungi, Glomeromycota, Glomeromycetes, Diversisporales, Gigasporaceae. The record is from the annotation of a GenBank genome assembly.
AUGUCUGUUGCCGAAAAUCUUGUUAAUAACCCGGAGCAUGUAGCACCGGACGGAUCUCAGGUUGCUCAUGUUACUCAACAAAGUUCAACUGCACUUGAGGUAGAUGAAUCCACGGAAAAACAAACUACGAUUAAAGAAGCUGUAAAUGAUGCUAUUAACAAGACUCUUGAUGCCGUCAAGGAGACUAUUGAUAACAUUGUAGGCAUCAAAACUGAUACUGACAAAAAAGUUGAUGAUUCUAAAACAAAUGGCGAAUCUAAAGAGGAUGAAAGAAAAUCAUAA